AUGAUUGUCGACACAAACUCAGGUGAAGUACGCCAAAUCAGAUCCCAUAUCACCAUUGCCGCCCAAAAUUCCGGACUCAAAUUCCAGUCGUCUCCCUUCCAACAUACCCCUGCGGACUUUACCCUCACGACAGCCGCGCCCGGGCCUUGGUUCGAGAUCGACGUCAUUGCUGAGCCCCUCGGGCGAUACGUUGCUGACGGCCCUCAUGACGAGCUGCUAAACGGCUACCGCCGGCCGCCCCUAAUCUACUUUACGAGUAUCUUUGUAUCACUAGGCGUCUUUUUGUUUGGAUAUGACCAAGGCGUGAUGUCGGGUAUCAUCACCGGACCCCACUUUAAUGAAUACUUCAACCAGCCCUCCAAGGCCCAGAUUGGCACCAUGGUUGCUAUCCUCGAAAUCGGCGCCUUCUGUUCAUCCUUGAUCGUAGGGCGUGUCGGAGACAUCAUCGGACGCCGGAAAACGAUUUUAUACGGCUCCAUUAUUUUCUUCGUCGGCGGCGCUCUCCAAACGAUUGCCUCGAGCAUGUUCAUGAUGAUGGCAGGCCGUAUUGUUGCAGGUUUCGGAGUUGGUAUGCUCUCUACCAUCGUCCCCGUCUACCAGUCUGAGAUCUCGCCCCCGCACAAUCGUGGAAAAUUGGCUUGUAUCGAAUUCUCGGGCAACAUCAUUGGGUACACCUCGUCCGUCUGGGUUGAUUACUUUUGCAGCUUCAUCAACAACAACAUGGCGUGGCGGAUUCCUCUUUUCAUGCAAUGUAUCAUGGGUGGGUUGCUCGGACUGGGCAGCUUGAUCAUCGUAGAGUCACCAAGGUGGCUACUCGACAACGACCACGACGAAGAAGGUAUCAUUGUUAUUGCCAACCUAUACGGUGGCGGCGAUAUCCAUGAUGCUAAAGCGCGCGACGAAUUCCGUAAUAUCAAGAUGGACGUUCUGCUGCAACGCCAGGAGGGGAGCGUACCUACUCCGAAAUCCCUCGCUCAGUUGAAUGGCAUCAACGUCAUUUCUUACUACGCUCCCUACGUCUUCGAGUCUGCUGGCUGGGUUGGUCGCGACGCCAUUCUCAUGACCGGCAUCAACGGUAUCACUGGCGCCGUCGCCAUGGUUAUCGCUCUCUCCGCAAUCGCUCUUUCCACUGCCACAAACUGGGCCUUCAACUGGUUCGUUGGUGAGACCACUCCUGUCUUCCAGGAGCUCAUCCAUUGGCGCCUGUACCUGGUUCAUGCGUUCUGGUGUGCUGUCAGUUUCGUUGUCGUGUACUUUCUUUAUCCGGAAACCUGCGGUGUCCGACUCGAGGAUAUGGAUGUCCUAUUUGGCGAUGCGAGCACCGUUGCCGGGACGCCUUCACUCCGUGCGGAGACGGAUUCUCUCAUGUACCCUGGCUCGCCAAUUGGUUCCGACUUCCGCGGUCGCUCAGGCUUCACCCCGUCAAACGCAAUUCCUGGUCUUACGCUCGAUCCCCCAGACCUCGAAGGAAGCGAGCACCCGAAACCUUCGACGCACCUCUACCGCGGCCUCUUACGGGCGGUCCAAUACUCGGUGCCGGCGCGGUACGUGGCGCGAGACCAGCUGCGACGGGCGUUUCGGGAAGACGCCGCGGGCGGCGUGGCAGCGGCGCCCGACAAGGACGCCAUUAGACGGACCAUCUGGUUUUUGGACGCGGCAGCGAAGGAACGGGGGCUCGAGCACAAGAUUUUGAGGAAUCUGCUCAAGGUCGCGUGGUAUCGUCGGAGACAGGAGAAGACGACGUGGAAGAUGGUACAACAGCGUUUAUCGCACGGCAAGAAGGGUCCUUCUGGAGCGACGGGGCUGCGGCACAGCGAUGAGGAUGGCGGGACAUCCUACCGCCAUUAUAAUAUGACGGUCGCUAUGUUGAACAAGACGAUGGGGCUGUGCCUUCGUUAA
Molecule: messenger RNA, 1899 nt
Organism: Parascedosporium putredinis
Lineage: Eukaryota; Fungi; Ascomycota; Sordariomycetes; Microascales; Microascaceae
Source: the annotation of a GenBank genome assembly